Symbiodinium sp. CCMP2456 is the source of this 903-nucleotide messenger RNA. The record is from the annotation of a GenBank genome assembly. Lineage: Eukaryota; Dinophyceae; Suessiales; Symbiodiniaceae.
AUGCCUCUGCUUGCACACAGUCAUGCCCCUUGUACAGAUUUCGAAGCUGAUGGACUGAGGUUGAUCUGCGUGGUCUGCAUUGGUUUGACCGUUUGCGGGCUGAUUUCUUCAAGCACGCGUGUCAACGCGAUCGCUGCCACCAUCGCUUUCUUUGUCGUGGGUUUCUUCUUUAGCGUACUUCUCUCCCCGGAAAUAGCCAGGUUCAACUUGUGGUCGUUGUUGCAGACGUCGUUAUCAUUAUCGACGAGUGGCGCAGCAUUCUACUUCAUGACCGAUACUGAAGAGCAAUACAAAGAGGGCCCUCAUUUCACGCCUCUUUACUACAACUCGGUGAUUGGAACAGUUGGAGCAGUCAUGUCCUUGGUGGGCGUCGCGACAUUCCAGCGCUACUUCAGCACCUACCGAUACAGGAACCUGCUGCUUGUCACCAACAUUGCCUUCUGCCUCAUGAAUGCCCUGGACACUGUCUUGUUCAAGCGCUUGAACGUUAGCAUGGGCAUCCCGGACCACGCUUUUGUGCUGGGUACCAGCUGCAUGCAGAACGUCCUUAUGCAGUGGCAGUGGAUGCCUCAAGUUAUCAUCCUCUCGUAUUUCUGCCCACGGGGCAUGGAGGCCACAAUGUAUGCUCUCCUGGCGGGGUGCCACAAUCUGGGUAAUACGAUUGCCAGCUGUUGGGGAGCCCUUCUUCUGGAAAUGUUGGACGUCAAUCCGACAGGGUCCGUCGGCGAGUCUGCUCAGUUCGAGAACCUUUGGAAGGCUUCUCUGCUUGCUUCACUGAUGCCGAUCAUCACCGUGGUGGCGCUGUUUCAUUUCAUCCCGGAUGUCAAGCAGGGCGAUCCUGUCGUAGACCCUAACGCCGAAGCUACUCGAGGAUCCUUAUGGAGGCAAUACUGGGACGAUUGA